This is a messenger RNA of Eimeria necatrix, 5004 nucleotides long. RefSeq names its product Short-chain dehydrogenase/reductase SDR, related, related. NCBI's taxonomy places the organism in Eukaryota, Apicomplexa, Conoidasida, Eucoccidiorida, Eimeriidae. Gene Ontology annotation, biological process: fatty acid biosynthetic process. The record is from RefSeq and is a predicted model, not a curated record. Gene Ontology annotation, molecular function: 3-oxoacyl-[acyl-carrier-protein] synthase activity; phosphopantetheine binding; fatty acid synthase activity.
AUGUCUCCAAUCGAUUUCAUUCGACGGCCCUGGGUUUGGCUCAAAGCCUUAAGCCAAUACGAAUGCGUGUGCAGUGCUGCUCCUAACUUCGCCUUUGGGCUAGUGACACGGAAAAUGCCUGACAACGUGUAUAAUCAGCUAGAUCUUUCCCAUGUGACGGGAAUACUAUCUGGAGCGGAGCCUGUCCGGAGGCAGACAGUGGAACAAUUUGUUGAGAAAUUUGGCCCUAAAGGCAUCAAGCCGUGUACUGUUGCUCCAGCGUACGGUCUUGCUGAGCACACGCUUAUUGUUACUGGAAGAGGGGACUGGCAAACCAGUGCGACUAUCCUUUACGUUGACGCACUGAAGUUACGAGCUGAACGUAUUGUCAGGAUCUUCACCCCUGAGGAAGCUGCUUCUAAGCCAGCGGGAGACGUACAGGACGUUGUCAGCUGUGGCUUUCCAUUUAAAGGUGUCACUGGUGAGCCUUAUUUUCACUUACUUUACCACAAAACAAGCAUGAGAGCAACGAAACCUAAAAGAAUGCGCGUUUGCUUUUCGGUGUCCGCAGUAAAAAUUGUUGACCCGGAAACCGAUCAAGAACUACCGGAUGGGCACGUCGGGGAAAUUAUUGCAUUUAGUGAAUCUGUGGCUCUGGGAUACUUCAACAAGCCGGAACAGACAAGCCAGACGUUCCAUGUAUCUGUGAAAGAUGCGAAAGGAAACAGCACUCCGGCUAGUGGGCUCCGCACUGGAGAUUGUGGAUUUAUGUAUAAUGGGGAGCUGUAUGUAACCGGCCGAUUCAAAGAUAUUAUUAUCAUUCGAGGCCGAAAUUAUUACCCGUCAGACAUUGAAGAGGCAAUUUUAGAAGUGCCUCAAAUUCGUCCAGGCUGCGUAGCUGCAUUUGCGAUCGAGGCGGACUCAAAUGAAGUGCUAGGCAUUGCUGCAGAGCUCCGUGUAGAAGACGGUUUAAAGGGUGUCUGGGCCCGGGUCCGCCGGCAGCUCUUUGAUAGGUCCAGCUAUGACCAAAUAGUUAAGAACAUCUGUCGAACGGUUGCUACCAGCACCGGCCUCAGUGUGCACAGAGUUUGGCUCCUGAGACCGCGAAGCCUACCAAAAACAAGCAGUGGGAAACUCAGGAGAUCUCUUGCCCGAGAAAAAUUACUUGAAGGCAAGUUGGAUGGCGUUAUUCAUACGUAUACACAUCAUGCUCACCAAACUGAAGCAGUCUCAAACGCCGCGAGGGCAGGAACCCAAGCUCCCCUCAAAUCUCCUACUCAGCAGCCUUGUGAAGCGGCACACAAAGGCCACGAUGAAUCUGGACCGACACACGAGGCCGUUGUCAAGGCAGUGAGGGAAGCGGUGAUUGAUGCAGCGAAGAAUGUAUUGGGGGACGACGGCGAGCUGCCGGAUAUGCAGGCCCCACUGCAUGAAUUAGGAGUUGAUUCAAUUGCUGCUGUAGAGCUAGCGGAGCUUGUUUCUGAAAGGUUAAAUAUCGACAUUGAGCCGACGCUGAUGUUUAAUUACCCGACGAUGGAGGACAUUAUGGAGUUCCUAGUGCGUGAAAUCGAGGGUAAAGGGGCCGAAGAGGCACUCACUAUCAACACGAACACCACGGACACGACAAUGGCCGUCGUAGGCGCAGCGUGCAACUUGCCAGGAGGCAGCACAACUCUCAGUUCAUUCUGGGACGCUCUUAUGUGCGGUGUCGACGCAAUGGUAGAGGUGCCGCGGUCCAGAUGGGAUGUGGAGGACUAUUUCGAUCCAGACCCAGAUGCAGAAGGCAAGAUGUACAUUCGAGAAGGCGGUUUUAUUGAGAACGCCGAGUUUUUUGACGCGUCUUUCUUCAGGAUUUCAUUGGCUGAGGCAUCAAGUAUGGAUCCCCAACAACGACUUCUCUUAGAGGUCGGCUAUGAGGCCCUGCAUGACAGUGGUUUCGACAAGGAGACCUUGUUGAGGGCAAAUAUUGGGACAUUUGUGGGAUGCUGCUGCAAUGAAUGGCAGCAAACAUGCGCUCAAAUGGGUCUUGGAAUCAGUAGCUUUACGGCGACGAGCCACGCACCGUCCAUUCUAUCCAAUCGAAUAUCGUACACUCUUGGGAUGCUGGGCCCAUCGUUAACUGUGGAUACCGCUUGCUCGUCUUCUCUCGUAGCGCUGCAUAUAGCCAUCCAGGAGCUUAAGGCAGGAAGCUGCUCCUGCGCCUUAGUCGCUGGCGUGAACCUCAUGCUCUCUCCAAAUGUCACCGUGGCGUUCUGCAAGGCUCGCAUGAUGGCCCCUGAUGCACGCUGCAAAACAUUUGAUGCCAGUGCGAAUGGCUAUGUUCGCGGAGAAGGACUUGGUGCCAUUGUAAUCAAGCCUCAUGCGGAAGCAAUGAAAGACAGCAGUCGCAUCCUCUGUAUCGUUCGAGGGACAGCCGUCAACCACGGAGGGCGGGCGGCCAGCCUGACAGCCCCUAGCGGCCCAUCCCAAGAACGAAUUAUUCGAAUGGCGCUGCGUAAUGCUUCCGUCGCUCCGGAGGAGGUGCUGUUUGUCGAGACACAUGGAACUGGAACGCCUCUGGGGGACCCGAUAGAGAUCGGAGCCCUCAAAUCCGUGUUCAGGUCUAGCAGGGACUCCCCUCUUCUCUUGGGUGCAGUUAAGACCAACAUUGGACAUCUUGAGGGCGCUGCAGGUAUUGCAGGGUUUCUAAAGGCCGCCCUUGCUCUUCGCUAUGAGCAAAUGCCCCCUAAUCUCCACUUUAAAACGUGGAAUCCGCACAUUGACCUCAAGGGCGCGAAGUUCGUAUGCCCUGUGGUUGCGCUCCCGAUAACACCGGCAACAGGGAAACCCAGGAUUGGUGGCGUCAGUUCGUUCGGAUUUGGAGGGGCCAAUGCUCACGUGUUGUUACAGGAAGCACCCCAUCCUUGCGUCGGAAGGAGGCCAUAUAAGGCUCAAAAGCCCACAUUGGUGUGCUUCAUGUUCGGUAGUCAAGGAGUAGAAAGCCUGCAAAAAUGUCGCGUGCUCUAUGACAGCGAUCCAGCAUUUGCAAAAGCCCUCAACGAGUGUGGGGACAUACUUAAGCGUUUGGUCAGCGUUCCACUGCUGUCCAUCCUUUUCUCCGAGCAGGACUUGCCCAGGUCCGCAGAGAGGGCACAUGGCAAACAGAGCCAGCAGUGGCUUCGGCAAACGCGGUUCGCGGAUCCCGCACUCUUUUCUUUUGAGUAUGCUAUUGGAAGAAGUCUGAUAUCUCAGGGCGUCAAGCCUGAUGCAGUAAUGGGAAUCGGUGUUGGUGAAUUCGUUGCCGCUGCAAUAGCGGGAGUGAUGAGUCUUGAAGACGGUCUCCGAGUUGCAUGUCAACGAGCCAAGCUUGUUGAUACUUUCCUUCCAGCUGAUGCCGUGGCCGCAGCCUGUAGGGUGGGGGAGAAAGACGUGGAGAUGGCAAUUUCCGAUGCUGGGGGAGCAGCGGGGUCUACUUCAUCCGUUGCAAUUUCUGUUGUCUAUGGCCAGAAGCAACUGGUCUUGAGUGGAGUCCAGUCGGAGCUGGAGUCGGUUUUGAUGAAGCUAGACAUAGCCGGCCGGUUUAAGUACCUGCCCGACCGUUUGAGCUUUUCAUCGCCACUGCUAUCAGACGUAGUCACUCCCCUUGCCCGGAUAAUUGGAAACGUUAAACUUUCUCGUCCCACCAUCAAAAUGAUCUGCGCAACAACUGGUGAAUUCUGCGACGAACAAGUCCUCAGCGCCCACUACUGGACCCGCCAUCUGAUACGGACAGUGCGGCUUGACCAGUGCAUCAGUAAUCUUGUAUCUGCCGGAUGCAAGCUGCUCGUGGAAAUUAAUGGCCGGGCAGCCCUGAUCAAAAUGGGCCAGCAGAGCGUCGACGAAAUGGCGAAAGAUGUCGAAUGGGUGUUUGCAUUCCCAGCGGCUGAAGAGGAGACAAGCGAACGGCAGGCUUCUAUUGUUCAAAACUGUUUAGCAGUCAUGGACAGAGUAGGAGAGCAGCUUGAAAUGGAACAUGGCCUCCAUGGGCAGGAUGAACUGAUUUAUCACAGGAAGCCGAUCCCUUGGGUGCAAAUUCCUCACCCGCUUGUGGGGAAACAUCGCAAACUGGGGGAUGGAGAAUUCUUAUUCGAGACUUCUUUCCCUCGUCGAGCAGUGCCACUGUUUGCUGACCACAUGGUAAACGGGAAGGCAAUGAUGCCUGGCAUGGGUAUGGCAGAAAUCGUUGCUAGUGCCGCCUUCGCGCUGGACCUCAAAACACCUUCAGGGGCAGUCGCACUAGAGAAUGCAUUUUUUGAGAGGCCAAUGAUGAUCGGUUCGCAGCGCGUCACCUACGAAUUCAAUACCCGAGCAAGAAGUCGCAACUGCGGCAGGCUUAGCCCUCGCACAGUUCGGACUCCAAGGAGAGUAAAUGAUGCCUAUGUCCGUAGACCACGGGCAGACAGUGACUCGCGCGGCUUCUCAACUCCGGCACUAGCCAGCCCUUCUCUGGCUCCAAGUACUUGGCUUGUUUCACCAGUCAGCAGCAAAGAGAGUACCCCCAAGCUAGCAUCGUCAGAUCCGCGUUCAAAGGAUAUGAAGCUCAAAGUGGAGUUGGAGGAGGUUACUCAAUCUCUUUUAUCGAGUCGAGGGGCACUACCUGAUGACCAGGUCGUUCCUCAAGAUGUUGAGAUGACGAUUCGUUGCCACAUCAUGAAAAACUUGAACGUUGAGUUGAGUAGUGUUUGGGACGACGAAACGAAUGUUCACUGCAGCGCACGCAUUGUUCUGGGGGAACAGAACAAGGAGGACGCAACCCCAUCAUUAAAGGAGCUUCAAGCGCGAUGCAAUCAGCCCGUCUCGAUUGGCCAAUUGUACGAGUCUUUAUUUGACUUGGGACUUCAAUACGGGCCGCGGUUCCGGUCCGUCCACAGCAUUUCUCGUUCGGAGUCCGAGGCAUUAGCUCGUUUGAUGUUGCCGGAAGGCUGCAAACAGGACUCAUUUGAGAGCGGCUUCUUAGUGCACCCUGCUCUUCUUGAUGGGGCGCUUCAUGUAAGGAAGAGUGUAUGA